This is a messenger RNA of Toxorhynchites rutilus septentrionalis, 2176 nucleotides long. Its product is annotated as solute carrier family 52, riboflavin transporter, member 3-B. Gene Ontology annotation, biological process: riboflavin transport. Gene Ontology annotation, molecular function: riboflavin transmembrane transporter activity. Gene Ontology annotation, cellular component: plasma membrane. The record is from RefSeq and is a predicted model, not a curated record. NCBI's taxonomy places the organism in Eukaryota, Metazoa, Arthropoda, Insecta, Diptera, Culicidae. Bases 438 to 1985 code for a protein of 515 amino acids. The transcript is spliced from 4 exons.
UCGCCCAUCAAUCGCAACACAACUGCAAUGUAAUCGUAAGAGCAGCGAGCAAAACUAUCGUGACAAACUUUUCCUCAGUCUGUCGUGGUCAUUCUACUCGUGAGGUAGUUGCUGAAUCAUCAGGAGCGAGAAACGAACGGAAGUUCCCUGCAAAAACAAAACAACCAACGCGAAAUCAAUAUAGGAUGGUUACGGAGCCGCGUAUGAUCACUAAUUGAAGUCAGAGGGCAUUCGGCUCCCAAUAGAACGGGAGCCUGUGGCGGCAAUCUCUGACAAACAUUUCCACUUGAUAGCAAAUGGGCAGAAAUCCUGCGGAAGUAAUCGCUUCCCUUGUCACAAUUUACGUACAGGCGCAACAUUUGUUUACAAAACAAGUGAUUAUUGUUUGUGUUUGCAAAAAAACACGCUAAAACACGGGAACCCCAACAUUAUAAGCAAUGCACAGUCAAGCUGCUGCUGCUGCAAGUGAUAGGAGUGCGACUAGCGCUAGCCGGCAUGCCGAUUAUGAUGGGAUUCUUUCGGUCGCCGACGAGUCUUGUUCAGUCGAAUCGCAACGGUUGAGAAGCGCGGUAGAUACCGACACGAUCGCAGCCCCGGCCGGACACGACUACGCGACUGAAAGCCCUCCCCCGUCUGAACCAUCCGAGAGUAGCUGUCUGCUGCCCAAAGCCACCGCCAUGAAGCACAAUUCAACCAACUUCCGUGAGCAAUUCAGAAACCGCAGCGCGUUGGUGGAUCUUCUUGUGAUUUUUUUCGGGAUCGGUGCGUGGAUCGGGGUGAAUUCAAACUUUGUUCAGCUCCCUCUUUUGGUCGUGCACGCGCCGGAAGGAUGGAACCUACCAUCCUAUAUGGUAAUCGUUACCCAGCUAGGUAACAUCGGUCCCCUGCUGUACACCGUUCUUCAGAGAUGGAAAUCAUUCCCGGAUUCGUACAUGAUAUACGCGGUGCUGAUUGUGGGAACUUUGGGUUCGAUAUGUAUGGCGUUUCUGUACGAGACCACAGCGUUUGUGUUCGGUGCCGAGCGGUCGGUGGCUAUGCUAGUCUGUGUGUUCGCCUUAGCUCUGGUAGGAUGUACGAGCUCGGUACUGUUCAUGCCUUACAUGGGGCGAUUCCGGGAUAUAUACCUGAUCACAUACAUCAUUGGGGAAGGCUUAAGUGGCUUCCUCCCGAGUAUAGUUGCACUAAUUCAGGGUGUCGGAGGAAAUGCCCAGUGCAUAGCGAUCAAUGGCACAGACCCGGACAACCCACAGUUCGUCAGCUACACACCACCGCCACGCUUUGGCUCGAUGGAAUAUUUUAUCUUCGUGUUUGUGGUACUAAUCUUCAGCACAGUUGCCUUCGUGGUGCUCGAUAAGUAUCCGAGGUGUCGCGCGGAAUACGCCUCGGUUGUGAUCAAAAACGGGAAUGACUAUACCUAUGAAACGAACCAACCAUCGGCAUCGGCAUCAUCACCAUCAUCCACUGAAGUGAAAAUAAUCUCAAACCGGAACUAUGUAUACCUCAUGAUUCUUCUCGGGCUUCUCUGCAUGUUCGGCAAUGGAAUUUUUCCCAGUGUUCAGUCGUAUUCCUGUUUACCGUAUGGAAACAUAGCCUAUCAUCUCACAGUCACGCUCAGUACGAUGGCCAAUCCGGUGGCAUGUUUCAUGGCCGUAUUUUUACCUCACACCUCGAUCCGAGCGAUCACUACAAUUUCGCUGCUUGCUGCUGCGUUCACGGCGUAUGCUCUUGCGACGGCUUUCCUAAGCCCUGCGCCACCACUGGUGGGAAAAGCGAUCGGAGAUGCUCUGGUGAUCAUCACGUGGACCAUCGUGGUGGGCCUGGUGAGUUACGUGCGUCUAUCGAUCACCACCGUCUUCCGAUACCAGGGAGGAAAAUCUCUGGUGUGGGCUGGAGGAGUCACCCAGAUAGGAUCACUGAUAGGUUCAGUACUCUCCUUCGGUUUGAUCAACUUUACCGAUCUUUUCCAGCCGUACUAUCCUUGCUGAGUGUGGCAUUUUGUCACUGGACUGCGAUUUUACAGUAUCCAGCUGUUUCACGUCAUUUAAAAUAGAUUUUUCAUUGAUCAUUUCAUCAUAGGUUUUAAGAAUGUUUUGUCAAUAACCAACUGUAAGUCUACACACAAGUCUAAUUCAUAAGUUUCAUUUUUAAAGUACAUUAACACUAAAGAUAAUCACUA